UUUAGUAAAGCAGAUGUAGUAGUAGUCUUGGGUCAUACUGAAGUCACAUAAGUAUUCCAAUGGAAACGGCUGUGUGUCAACAGUUUUUGAAUGUUUUCCAAGAUUACUUAAAUCUGUGCCAGUUAGGGAACUGGCCCAAUAAUGAGACAUGCUGUACAGAAAUAAAAAAUGCUUUUUUAAUAACCAUUCAUAUAGAAAAAUGUCUAGAUAGAUUACAACAAUUGUCACUCAUUCAUGAUUUCUUUGCUGUCUUGGGCAACUCUAAUGAUAAACAAGAUUUUGUUCUUAAAAAUUGUUUAGGCGAUCCACCAAAAUUUAUAUUAAGAAAAAUCAUUGCCUCUUCAGUAAAAAUAGAUAUAUUAGAUUCUGCUAUCAAAAUAUUCUUAGAGCUAUUUUCAGCAGAAAAACUUGAAUCAUAUUUAUCAGAUUUAAUGUUAGAAGCAUCCUCAAUACAGAUGCUUUUGUGUAAUAUGUCUGUACAAAUUCCUAAAGAUAAAUUAUUGGCUUUAAAAAGUAAGUUUAUUUUAUCAGAAUUAUAUGAGAUGGAAGAUAGUCAAGCUGUUGUAAUUGACAUGAUUAACAAUUGUACUAAAGAUGUAUUAGAAAUGCUAAUUAUUAGUAUGCUGAAUAGCAGUAUUGAGUUGUCUAAUACAGUAAAUAGUAUUGUAAAUGCAUUUUUAAGUGUUAUGACUAUUAAGAACUCCUCUAAAAAGUUAUUUUGGAAAAUGCUUCUUGAGACUGAAGAUGUCCAUCUUUUAAAACUGUGUUUGAAUCAUGUAGAUUUAUUUAGAAAAAUAUCUAAAGCUUUAUUUGACUGUGGCAAGUUACUCAGAGAAAAUAUGUCUGCUGAGUUUUUUUAUAUAGAUUUAACAUAUUCAGAAUUGAUCAGAAUUACAAGAAAAAUUUGUAAUCAUGAUAAUUUAAAGAGUGAGUUCAUGGGUUUUGUCUUUGAACUUAACGAGGAUGUAAGCUUUUGGGAAAACAUUUUACUCUUACCUUAAAAUAUUGUUUGUUAUAAAUAUAUACUUAAAGGCAAAUCAUUGUUUCAUUUAUGCAAAAAAUUUCCAUAUUUUAUACUAAAAAGAAAUACUGUAAAUUAGAACAUCAUACAAGUAAUAUGGAAUGGGAAUAUAAAAUUUAAAAUGA
Pieris napi is the source of this 1146-nucleotide messenger RNA. RefSeq lists its product as uncharacterized. NCBI's taxonomy places the organism in Eukaryota, Metazoa, Arthropoda, Insecta, Lepidoptera, Pieridae. The transcript has a single exon. The coding region runs from base 60 to 1001 and encodes 313 amino acids. The record is from RefSeq and is a predicted model, not a curated record.